AUACCAAAAAAAAAAAUGGAACAUCAAACAACUCAAAAGCAGAAAACAAAGGAAAAGAGCAAAGGCAACAACAAGACCAAGUUCGUGGGAGUUAGGCAAAGGCCUUCAGGAAAAUGGGUGGCUGAGAUCAAAGACACGACGCAGAAGAUACGAAUGUGGCUCGGAACCUUUGAGACCGCAGAAGAAGCUGCUCGAGCCUACGACGAAGCUGCCUGUCUCCUACGUGGCUCCAAUACUCGCACCAAUUUCGCAAACCAUUUUCCAAACAACUCACAACUGUCUUUGAAGAUUAGAAAUCUUCUUCACCAGAAGCAGAGCAUGAAACAACAACAACAACAACAACAACAAAAGAAACCCAUCUCUUCUUUUGCGGAACGCAGUAUCAACUACAACACUUCGACUGCUACUAGUCUCACCACCACCACCACUACGACCACAGUGGUGCCAAUCAAUAAUGUGUACAGCCCUGAUCCAUCGGUUAUAUUACAACCAGAAAACGAGAAUGUCCUGCUUCCUUACUCUUGGCCCCUUGUCUCUGGAUUCAACCAUCAGGUUCCUUUGACUCAGGGAGGGGAAGAAGCACAUGGACAUCUCAACAAUCCACACCCAACCGAUCCACAUUCGGGUCUCGCUGAAAUCGAAAGACAGAUAUCUGCAUCUUUAUAUGCAAUGAAUGGAGCCAACAGUUACUUUGAUAACAUGAAUGCAGAAUAUGCGAUUUUCGAUCCUACCGAUCCCAUUUGGGAUCUCCCUUCACUCUCUCAACUCUUCUGCCCUACAUGA
This is a messenger RNA of Eutrema salsugineum, 783 nucleotides long. RefSeq names its product ethylene-responsive transcription factor RAP2-11. Bases 16 to 783 code for a protein of 255 amino acids. Gene Ontology annotation, molecular function: DNA-binding transcription factor activity; DNA binding. The transcript has a single exon. The record is from RefSeq and is a predicted model, not a curated record. Gene Ontology annotation, biological process: regulation of DNA-templated transcription. NCBI's taxonomy places the organism in Eukaryota, Viridiplantae, Streptophyta, Magnoliopsida, Brassicales, Brassicaceae.